Aspergillus luchuensis is the source of this 1362-nucleotide messenger RNA. RefSeq lists its product as uncharacterized. Lineage: Eukaryota; Fungi; Ascomycota; Eurotiomycetes; Eurotiales; Aspergillaceae. The transcript has a single exon. The coding region runs from base 1 to 1362 and encodes 453 amino acids. The record is from RefSeq and is a predicted model, not a curated record.
AUGAAGUUGCACAAUUUAUGCUGGGGAUUUACCAGACUCUUGCACAGAUGCGGUACCUUGAUCCUAAGACAAUUCAAACUGGGCCUCACGACAUCUCCAAAAUGCGCCCGGUGUACGAGAAACAUGGGCUGGACCCAGCUAUCAUCUACCUCUAUAGCAUCCUUCCCUAUGUGGACUCACGAAUUGCAAACACGAGCCUUUUUGAUGGCAGUUCUUUCAUGGACUUUCGUGACGGGUCCUGCGUUCGAAGACGGCCGUGAUCCGUUAUGCCCCGGGCCCUCGGAAGAGGACGGAGACGGGCCAUACAUGCGUCCCUGGAUGACGGCGUUAUCACAGAUGGGAAGCCACACAAGUGUUAUCAUAUAUGAUGCACGAGAGCACCGCAUCUGGAUUCCGGAUCCUGUGGACGAUUGCAGCUGCGACCCGACGCUAUACGAUGUGCCGAAUGAAGCGCCCGAGAGCGAGAAGGGGACUAACUUUGAGCACCUUCCUAGCAGGCCUGCGGGAGAUGUAUUGCGGGAUAUCGCCCGAUGGUAUCGCGAACUCAAGGUACUACCAGGUGGAAGCGACGAUAGCUGCAUUGACUGGGAUGCUGGAAGGCUGGAUGUGAAAGGGCUGUAUCGGAUGCACGGAUGGCCGGGCAACUUCGAUGGCGAUGCAUUUCAGGUGGAUCAACUAAGGGCUUUAGGUCUUGCCAGUGUCGGAAAGUACACAAACCAAAUAUUGCUACAAUUAAAAAGGUGUAUGAUCUCAGUGGAAGAGAGUGAUCGCAAAAUCGCAAGAUUGCAAAAAUCACUUGCUGCAGCGAAGAGCAAGGACGAAGAGUGGAUGUUCCGGAUGGAGCUUUGGAAAGCGGAAAGGUCUUUUCGCAGAAACAACAAUGAUCUCCUGGAGGAGGAGCGCAAAUUAAUCGCCCAGGAAUACUCUCAAACCAAGAGAAAGCUUGAGUCGGCGCAAGUCAGAAAGAGGGGCGCUAGGAGAUGGUUGGAAGAAAAAUCCAAGGACGCCGAUGCCUACACUGUUGAAACAGUACGAGAACGCCUUCGCGGAUAUGAGCAGGAGGCAGCACUCUACGAAAAGGUCCAGAAGGCGAUCGAGGUAGACAAAGACCAGUUAGGCAACUUGGGCGAUAAAACAGGGUUCGCCAAGGAGAAAGAGGCCUCUUCAUGGAAAGACGUGGCCCUACAUUUUCAAGGGGAGCUCGACGCGCUACGGGAAUGGGCUGCUCAAAUUCCCGCUGAUGCCGAGCACGCAAAACUGAAGGCUAAUGAGCAGAUCCAAGAUUAUGAACAGUCGGUCGCGGCAAAGACAGCUACUACAUGGCUGACCAAGCCGAGGUUAUUUGAAGAAUCUCGGCGUUGA